Nicotiana attenuata is the source of this 595-nucleotide messenger RNA. RefSeq names its product 1-Cys peroxiredoxin A-like. The record is from RefSeq and is a predicted model, not a curated record. The transcript is spliced from 3 exons. Gene Ontology annotation, molecular function: oxidoreductase activity; antioxidant activity. The coding region runs from base 44 to 511 and encodes 155 amino acids. NCBI's taxonomy places the organism in Eukaryota, Viridiplantae, Streptophyta, Magnoliopsida, Solanales, Solanaceae. Gene Ontology annotation, biological process: cell redox homeostasis. Gene Ontology annotation, cellular component: mitochondrion; cytosol.
GAAAAUAUAACAACUGUGUUAAAUCUGUGAAGAGAAAUUAAAAAUGCCAGGCCUCACCAUUGGAGAUGACCUUUCUAAUCUGGAAGUAGAAACCACUCAUGGAAAGAUGAAACUCCAUGACUAUGUUGGUCAUAGCUAUACCAUUCUCUUUUCUCACCCAGGUGAUUUUACGCCAGUUUGUACAACGGAGCUUGGUAUGAUGGUUGCUUACGCUAACAAGUUUGGUGAACGAGGAGUGAAGCUUCUUGGACUUUCUUGUGAUGAUAUUCAUUUUCACAAGGAGUGGAUCAAGGACAUCGAAGCUUACAACAAUGGACAUAAGGUGACAUACCCAAUAAUUGCUGAUCCGAAGAGAGAAUUGAUUAAGGAACUGAACAUGGUGGAUCCAGAUGAGAAAGAUUCCUCUGGCCAAAAAGUCCCUUCUCGUGCUCUUCAUAUUGUUGGCCCUGACAAGAAGGUUUACUACAACACAGAUCUCAACCUUAAUUUGCUUCAUCUCUUCUCCAAUUAAGCUAUUCGUUUUGUUCCAUGUUGACCUACAUUUUUCACUUCUAAAUUCAAAUCAACCGAAAUUUAAUUUUACUUUUCUUUUCUA